Saccostrea echinata is the source of this 627-nucleotide messenger RNA. RefSeq lists its product as uncharacterized. Gene Ontology annotation, molecular function: GTP binding; GTPase activity. The record is from RefSeq and is a predicted model, not a curated record. NCBI's taxonomy places the organism in Eukaryota, Metazoa, Mollusca, Bivalvia, Ostreida, Ostreidae. The transcript is spliced from 3 exons. Bases 7 to 627 code for a protein of 206 amino acids.
CAUAAAAUGGCUGGUAUUCAGCGAAAAAGCAAAGUGAAGCCAAUGUACAAAUUGAAAUGUGUCGUUGUUGGGGAUUUAGGAGUAGGAAAAACUACCCUGGUUAGAUCUUUUGCAGAAGAGGGUCAGAUCACGGGAGGGAAAACUCCUCCCAGAGGCAUGUGGAAAAAGGAGAUAAGCAUGGACUCUUGUGUUGUGUAUCUUUCUAUCUGGGACACUGCAGGUCAAGAAAGGUAUAGAAGUCUGACCGGGUCAUAUUACAGGGGAGCUCACUGCUGCAUGAUCGUGUUUGAUGUAAAUUCUUUAGAUUCGUUCCAGAAUGUACGAGAAUGGUAUGACAACAUUGAAGAGUAUGCAGAAAAUCCUAACGAAAUAAUCAAAAUGCUUGUCGGAACAAUACGAAAGCAGAAUAACAGGGCAGUAAGCUUAGAAAAGGCGGAGAGACUUGCCGAUCAUUUAGGUCUGUCAUACCAGGAAAUCAACUUUGAGAGUCAAAACAAUAUCAAGGACCUGUUUGAAACGUUAGCAGAUUUAACACUGGUGGUGUACAGAGAAAAUAAAAUCUAUCCAAACGUACCAGUGGUAUUGCUCCCCAAAAAGCAUCAAAAGGCCUCUUUUUGCUCCUGUUGA